Messenger RNA from Hermetia illucens (black soldier fly), 6811 nucleotides. RefSeq names its product brefeldin A-inhibited guanine nucleotide-exchange protein 1 (gene Sec71). NCBI's taxonomy places the organism in Eukaryota, Metazoa, Arthropoda, Insecta, Diptera, Stratiomyidae. The record is from RefSeq and is a predicted model, not a curated record. The coding region runs from base 1 to 5106 and encodes 1701 amino acids. The transcript has 5 exons. Gene Ontology annotation, molecular function: guanyl-nucleotide exchange factor activity. Gene Ontology annotation, biological process: regulation of ARF protein signal transduction.
AUGCAAAAAAGCUCGCUGAAAACAAAGGAAAUGUUUAUCAUUCGAGCCUUAGAGAAAAUCCUAACCGACAAAGACAUAAAGCGUUCGCACCACUCGCAGCUGAAGAAGGCGUGCGAGUCGGCCCUUGGCGAAAUCAAGGAUGAGCUGAAGGAUGCAGGUCAGUCACCCGAGUCCGCGGGCAACUCGGAGGCCAGCACGCCAACCACCCCCCAACCGUCGGCCGCCUUGCCUCUACCAAAAAAUGACGCGGCCAGCGUAAUCAACGCCGAAAAGUACUUUCUCCCGUUCGAGUUGGCAUGUCAGAGCAAAACACCGCGCAUUGUUGUGACGGCGCUUGACUGCCUACAGAAACUAAUCGCCUAUGGCCACCUUACGGGCAACAUUCCGGACUCAUCUAAUCCGGGCAAGUUCCUGAUCGAUCGAAUCGUUAAUACGAUUUGUAACUGCUUCAACGGGCCCCAGACGGACGAGGGUGUUCAGCUGCAGAUAAUCAAGGCUCUGCUGACGGUGGUGACCUCACAGCAUGUGGAGGUGCACGAAGGCACCGUGCUGCAGGCGGUGAGGACUUGCUACGAUAUCUACUUGUCGAGUAAGAACUUGGUGAAUCAGACGACGGCCCGUGCGACACUGACACAGAUGCUGAACGUGAUUUUCAUGCGAAUGGAGAACCAGGCGUACGAAAUGCCGCAGGCAACGGAUAGUGUGCCGAAUGGAAAUGGCGCAGGGGAUGGACGGAGUGACGAGGACAAGGAGGAGACUGCCGAGGAGAUCGUUCGAGCGGUGCUCGACGAAAUCAUAAACUCCGCCGUGGCUGCAGUCGAAGCAAAGCAACAACAGCAACUAGCAAACGCAAAUGGCGACAAAGCAGAAACUGCUAGCAUUAAUCGGCAUCCAUCGCAAGAGAGCGUGGAAACGCAAAGCGAGAAUGAUGCCAUCGUAACAGCAAAAUUCACUCAUAUUCUGCAGAAAGAUGCCUUCCUCGUAUUCCGAGCACUCUGCAAACUCUCAAUGAAACCCUUACCUGACGGUCAUCCCGAUCCGAAAUCUCACGAACUACGAUCAAAAGUCCUCUCUCUUCACUUACUGCUGUCAAUCCUGCAAAACGCCGGCCCCGUAUUUCGCUCGAACGAGAUGUUCAUCAUGGCUAUAAAACAAUAUCUUUGUGUGGCCCUGUCGAAAAACGGUGUUAGCUCUGUGCCUGAAGUUUUUGAGUUGUCAUUGUCCAUAUUCGUUGCGUUACUCUCAAACUUCAAAAUACAUCUAAAGCGGCAAAUUGAAGUAUUCUUCAAGGAAAUAUUCCUGAAUAUCUUGGAAGCGACUUCAAGUUCCUUCGAACAUAAAUGGAUGGUAAUUCAAGCACUUACGAGAAUCUGCGCUGACGCCCAGUCCGUCGUGGAUAUAUACGUUAAUUAUGACUGUGAUUUCUCCGCAGCAAAUUUGUUUGAAAGGCUAGUGAACGAUCUAUCGAAAAUAGCUCAAGGAAGGCAGGCCCUCGAACUGGGUGCAACUCCCGGUCAGGAAAAAUCUAUGAGAAUCCGGGGAUUAGAAUGCCUGGUAUCGAUCCUGAAAUGUAUGGUCGAGUGGAGUAAGGACUUGUAUGUAAAUCCCAACACACAAACUACCCUCGGCGAACCAGGGCCGAAACCCGACAGCAACGGGGAAGAUAAUAAUGACAUACAAAGCAUAGCAAAAACAUCUCAUGGUGGAUCCAGUCAAAGUUUGAAUUCCAUCGAAAGUGGACAAAACCGAGAAGUAUUGGAUCUCCCUGAACAACUUGAGGAACGGAAAAUGCGCAAGGAAGUAAUGGAAACUGGUAUUGACAUGUUCAAUCGUAAGCCAAAAAAGGGAGUUAUCUUCCUUCAGGAAAAAGGAUUACUUGGCCCCACCCCAACGGAUAUCGCAAAAUGGCUACAUGAAGACGAGCGCCUAGACAAAACCAUUAUCGGCGACUAUUUAGGUGAGAACGAAGAGCAUUCUCGCAAUGUGAUGUGUGCCUACAUCGACGCUAUGAAUUUCACAAAUAUGGAGGUUGUUUCGGCUCUUCGAUUCUUUUUGGAGGGGUUCCGCCUCCCCGGCGAAGCACAGAAAAUCGAUCGCCUGAUGGAAAAGUUUGCAAGUAGAUACUGCGAAUGCAACCCCAAUAAUCAACUGUUUCAAAGUGCCGACACAGUUUACGUGCUGGCAUUUUCAAUUAUCAUGUUAACAACAGAUUUGCAUUCACCUCAGGUGAAAAACAAGAUGACUAAAGAGCAAUAUAUAAAACUAAACCAGGGUAUCAGCGAUAGUAAGGACUUACCUGAAGAGUACUUGUCGCAAAUUUACGACGAGAUAGCCGGGCAUGAAAUUAAAAUGAAGAACACAGUGGUGAACAAACCUGGCAAACAGAUCAUUGUUAACGAAAAGAAACGAAAAUUUUUGUGGAAUAUGGAAAUGGAGUCGAUAUCAACUACGGCGAAAAAUCUCAUGGAAUCGGUGUCGCAUGUCAAGUCGCCAUUCACAUCCGCAAAACACUUGGAACACGUACGCCCUAUGUUUAAAAUGGCCUGGACGCCAUUUUUGGCUGCCUUCUCGGUUGGUUUGCAAGACUGUGAUGACCCGGAGAUAGCUAGUCUGUGUUUAGACGGUAUUCGAUGCGCAAUUCGCAUUGCAUGCAUCUUUCAUAUGACCCUAGAGCGCGAUGCUUAUGUUCAGGCCUUAUCUAGAUUUACCCUUCUGACCGCGACAUCUCCCAUUACGGAAAUGAAGGCAAAAAAUAUCGACACAAUAAAAACUCUCAUUAUGGUGGCCCAUACCGAUGGAAACUACUUGGGAUCUAGUUGGUUCGAUAUUGUGAAGUGUAUCAGCCAACUGGAACUGGCACAAUUGAUUGGCACAGGAGUGAGACCACAGUACUUAUCAGGCCCAACGACACAUAAAGAUGCUUUGGAUCCUAGCGUAAAAGAACACAUCGGAGAAACAAGCAGUCAAAGUGUUGUGGUUGCUGUUGACCGAAUUUUCACUGGCUCAAUACGGCUAGAUGGAGAUGCUAUCGUGGAUUUCGUAAAGGCCUUAUGUUUGGUCUCCAUGGAUGAACUCCACCAAGCCCAACCGCGUAUGUUCUCCCUCCAAAAAAUCGUUGAAAUCUCGUAUUACAAUAUGGGUCGUAUCCGUCUGCAGUGGUCUCGAAUUUGGCAAAUCCUUGGUGAUCAUUUCAACAAAGUCGGCUGCAACACUAACGAAGAGAUUGCAUUCUUUGCAUUGGACUCCUUACGACAGCUCUCGAUGAAGUUCAUUGAAAAGGGAGAAUUUGCCAAUUUCCGAUUCCAAAAGGAUUUCCUCCGGCCAUUCGAGCACAUUAUGAAGAAAAACAAUUCGUUGGCUAUCCGAGACAUGGUCGUUCGAUGUGUCGCGCAAAUGGUUAAUUCGCAAGCACAUAACAUCAAGUCCGGUUGGAAAAACAUUUUCUCGGUGUUUCAUUUGGCUGCGGGUGAUCACGAAGAAGCCAUCGUGGAACUAGCGUUCCAGACUACCGGGAAAAUUAUAACGGAAUUGUAUCAGAGACAGUUUGCUGUGAUGAUCGAUUCAUUCCAGGAUGCUGUGAAGUGCCUAUCUGAGUUCGCUUGUAACGCUCGCUUUCCGGAUACAAGUAUGGAAGCAAUUCGCUUGGUGAGGACGUGUGCAUUGUGCGUCCAUGAAGCGCCGCAAUUGUUUGCGGAACACGCUGGUAUGGAAAACGAUAUUUCCGUAUCGGAAGAAGAUCGAGUGUGGGUCAGGGGAUGGUUCCCGAUGCUAUUUUCUCUGUCGUGUGUAGUGAACCGAUGCAAGCUGGAUGUUCGGACUCGAGGAUUAACUGUAUUGUUUGAGAUCGUUAAGACUCAUGGGGAUGCUUUCAAACCGAAUUGGUGGCGAGAUCUUUUUAAUAUCCUCUUCCGAAUAUUUGAUAAUAUGAAGUUACCGGAACAACACACUGAGAAAGCGGAGUGGAUGACGACAACCUGCAAUCAUGCUUUAUAUGCCAUUGUCGAUGUAUUCACACAGUACUUCGAUAUUUUGGGGCCUUUGCUAUUGGGUGAUCUCUACACACAGCUUCAUUGGUGCGUCCAACAAAAUAAUGAGCAACUGGCACGGUCUGGAACCAAUUGCCUCGAAAACCUGGUGAUAUCGAAUGGAUUCAAAUUCAACGAGGAUACAUGGAACAAAACAUGCAAAUGUAUGCUGGAUAUAUUUGAUAGCACAUUGCAGCACGAGCUGCUCACAUGGAAACCGGAACCAGGACAAAACAAUCCACAAAAUCGACACCAUCAUCACGCAAAGGAGAACGGCGAAGUCCGGCACGGUAUCCUAAAGCGUUCAAAUUCACAACAUUCUGUCUACAGUAUCAACUCCGAAGAUGGAAAAACAGAAAUUAUCACCCAUGCGACUAACAGUACCUUUGCCAGUCUCCUUAUUAAAUGCGUGGUCCAGUUAGAGUUGAUCCAAACAAUUGAUAACAUAGUUUUCUUCCCUGCUACAUCGAGGAAAGAAGAUGCGGAAACACUCGCUCUUGCUGCUGCUGAUCUCAAAGGAAACAAUCCACACAACCUUACCGAGUGUCAGCGUGAAGAGCAGGGAAUGUACAGUUACCUGAAUACACCUCAUCUUCUGCAGUUGAUUGACUGCCUGCUCCAGUCUCAUCGCUUUGCAAAACGUUUCAAUUCGAACAACGAACAGCGAAAUAUUCUCUGGAGGGCAGGAUUCAAAGGUGCAGUUAAACCAAAUCUACUGAAACAGGAAGCAACUUCUUUAGCCUGCGUGCUAAGGAUUCUAUUCAAGAUGUAUAGCGAUGAGAAUCGGCGGAAAGAUUGGCAUGAAAUUGAAAUUCGUUUGAUUUCGGUUUGCCAAGAGGCAUUGGAGUAUUUCUUAAGUCUACAUAGUGAGGCGCACCGGGAUGCCUGGACGUCACUUUUGCUGUUGGUUUUAACUAGGAUAUUAAAGAUGCCUGAUGCAAGGUUCGCGGCGCAUAUAUCGAGUUAUUACAAUCUACUUUGCGAAAUAAUGUGUUUCGAUUUGAAACCAGAACUUCGAAGUGUCCUUAGGCGAGUAUUUCUAAGGAUUGGUCCAGUUUUUAGUAUAACAUGUGCCACAUAGUUUUUCAUUGUGUACAUUCAUCUGUAAUCAUAACAAACGUAUGUAUGUAAAUGUAUGACAAAGGACUAAUAAUAACAAUAAUAUGAACAGAAAAGAAACAUUUGAAUAAUAGAAAGUCGAAUAAAAGUAGUAUUUUGUUGAGAGGAGAAACGAUCCAUACCUGUAACCCGUAAUUGUGAAUUAAAAAAUUCAAAACUGAAAAGAGGAACAAUAACGUAUGUAAAAUUUGUAGUUAUCACCUUUUAGAUUUUUAACGAAAAAGAAAAUAAAUAAAAAUAACACGAAAAUAGUAGUAUGAAGUCGAUGUCGGUCAGAAGGAGUCGUGCUUAGUUUUACCUAGAAUGGUUUACCAACAGCUGAAGGUAUUAUCUAUAAUUACACGUGCUUAACAUUUUUCAAAAAUAUUUUUCAGACGGCGUAGUAAUAUCUUUAGCCACAGUAGAAAGAAAGUAAAAGAAUGAAACACAUUUUAAACUGUGACACGUUACUUUGUAUGACAAAUAUACGCAAUAAUUCAAUAAAUAAAUGUUCGAUUAACCAAUAAAGGAAACUGCGAAUAACUAAUGCGACCUAGCUGCUAAAACUGUAUAUGCAAACUACUCUUCUAGAUGAGUUGAAUGUAGAUUUAAUCCUGUAUAUUAAAAAUAUAAUAUUCACAAAUUAUGUGUAGAAAUAGAGAAUGAAGGCAAACUUGAAAUUCAUGUGAAAAAAGUCAUUUUGAAUAUGUUAUGUAGACAAAAACAAGAAAAAGUUAUUCUCUAGACAUUGUUUCGAAUUUUUCUAGUUUCACUCAUAUACGUUUCCUUUUCAUGUUGUUGUUUAUUGAAUAUGCGCCUUUUCAUAGGAAAAAUGUGGUCAAAUGCGUGCUAAUGUGAUUAGUUACUAACUUUUUCUGUCAGGUGAGCGGUAGUGAAUAGAGUUACUGCUAGCGUAGUAGAUUAGUUAUUGAAAUGUAUUCAAAUAAAAAAGACAGGUUCAGAUGGGCUUAUAUUUCUCUGCAUGGCAUCCGCCGAAAUGGCGCUGAAUAGCUUCAUUGAAACAAAUUAAACUGAAACUUACUGUACAUUAACAUUAGUAAUAAUGAAUGGCGCUGCAAAGCAGCAGAAGUUUGUACAUGAAGCCUCUCAUAACAUUGCAAUGCUGAUGAAUAAAAGCUUAUCUUGGUAGACUUAUAUCUGACGAUAGCGUUAUCCUCAGCCGAAACUAUUACUACACUAGAUAGAUAAUACUUUCUGAAGAUACAUAUACGAGUAUAUAUGAACUGAUAAAGUUGAGAAUAUUUUUAAAUAGCUUUUUACGUUUGUGUGAAGAAAUAAACCUGAAAAGUGAACGCUAUUGGUAUUAUUUUAAAUUUGACAAAACAAAAUUCCAUUAAAAAACACGAAAAAACUAAACAAAGUUUUUAUGAAUGUAACAAAUUAUUGUAUUUAUUGUAACUGAAAGCUAAGAAUUUACAAAGAAACAACAAAAAAUAUUAUAACGUUAUGUAUAUAGUGGUAAGCUACGUACGGACAAAUAUCGCUGGAGGCUAAUAACACAGAAAACAGGUGAGCCGUUGGAUUAAAACCUAAACAUGGAAAAAGUGCGGGCUCUGCCAAGUCAAAGGUAUAUUAACUCCCCAUUUUAUUUGUUUAUAUAUACAAUAUUCAUAUACAUAUUUUUUCUUAUUUUCUAUUUCUGUUAUAAAUAUAUGACUUAUUGCAAA